AUGGGUCUCCUUUUCAAUCUACAAAAAUCUCACCUCGAACCAACUAUGUCACUUCAGUGGCUGGGACUGCAGUGGGACACAAGACAAGGAACAGUCGCCCUGAGUUCAAUCAAUCGGAAAAAGUGCUGGAGAAAAUUGCUCCGAAAUCUGUGUUCAGUCAAUAUAUCCCGUCGAGAAUGGGAAAGUCUUCUGGGGUCAUUAAAUCAUGCAGCAGAAAUAAUUCCUUUUGGGAGAAUUCAUCUAAGGCAUCUACAGCUCGAAGGACGUGCAGCGUUCACUUCAAACAAUCGAGACAAGAUGGUAUUUUUUCCUCGUCACAUCCGCUCUCAUCUACGUUGGUGGCUGAGGAGGAAACGUCUAAUGUCAGUCUCUCCAUGGGUUCCCAAAACUCCUUCUUUAAUUCUAACAACGGAUGCAUCAGACUGGGGAUGGGGCUACCAGUCAUCAAAAGGUCACCAAGGAUCGGGACUUUGGAAAAAAUCAAUGAGACGAAGACACAUAAAUGUAAGGGAACUACAAGUAGUUAUCAAGGCUCUGCAUCUGGAAAAAUAUUUCCUAGAUAUGUCAAUUCAAGUUCUUUCAGACAAUAUUGCAACUGUUUAUUGUAUAAACAAACAGGGAUCCUCCCGUUCAAAGACUCUUCUAAAAUCAUUAGAGAUUCUUUUUCGUGUUGUGAAGCAACGUCGACUCCAUCUAACUGCGUCUCACCUAGAAGGGAGAAAAAAUCAGUGGGCAGAUACAUUAUCACGUCAGACCACAUCCUCGGUAGAGUGGGCUCUGGAUCAGGAAGUUUUUCAGAAAAUUGCACAAAAAUACGGUCAUCCCCAGAUCGACCUUUUUGCGUCUCACUCCAAUCCCAGAAUCGAGAGAUAUUUGACAAGAGCAGAGGUGACGGUAGAAGGAGGUCCAGAUGCUUUUCUAGAGGACUGGAACAAAUGGAAGUCAAUAUACCUCUUUCCCCCUCCACUGACAUCAAUAAUGCUUCGCGUGAUCAAUCACUUGAGGUCAUACAAAGGCAAAGUCUUAUUGAUUGCCCCUCUAUGGGAAGCACAACCAUGGAUUCAGUAUCUCCUUCACUGGUGCCCUCAACCACUUCCACGAACAGGGAAGCUGCUUCAGGAAACUCGGAUGGACCAUGUCACAGAAUACUUGCGUCUACACGUGUGA
Messenger RNA from Penaeus indicus, 1167 nucleotides. RefSeq lists its product as uncharacterized. The transcript has a single exon. NCBI's taxonomy places the organism in Eukaryota, Metazoa, Arthropoda, Malacostraca, Decapoda, Penaeidae. The record is from RefSeq and is a predicted model, not a curated record. Bases 1 to 1167 code for a protein of 388 amino acids.